Messenger RNA from Carya illinoinensis, 2001 nucleotides. RefSeq names its product auxin transporter-like protein 5. The transcript has 8 exons. Lineage: Eukaryota; Viridiplantae; Streptophyta; Magnoliopsida; Fagales; Juglandaceae. The record is from RefSeq and is a predicted model, not a curated record. Gene Ontology annotation, cellular component: plasma membrane. Bases 186 to 1655 code for a protein of 489 amino acids.
AGCCCAUCGCAUGUCUUGUGUGUCGGUAUAUAUAUACCACCAUAGCAUUACCCUCUCUCCAUCCCCUCUAAUAUCUCAUACCUCAGUACUCCUUCAUUGCAUUGCAGAACACUCCUCACCAUUGAAGACAAAGAAGAUAGAACAGCAGUAGAGUCACAGAGAGAGAGAGAGAGAGAGUAAGGGGGAUGAAUAUGGCAUCAGAUAAGGUGGUGGAGACUGUGAUAGUAGGCAGCUAUGUUGAAAUGGAGACUGAAGGGAAGCCCAAGGAUGUGAAAACCAAGCUAUCUAAAUUCUUUUGGCACGGUGGAUCUGUAUAUGAUGCAUGGUUUAGCUGUGCUUCAAACCAGGUGGCUCAAGUUCUACUUACCUUGCCAUACUCAUUUUCCCAGCUGGGAAUGCUCUCCGGCAUACUUUUUCAGCUCUUCUAUGGAUUGUUGGGUAGCUGGACAGCAUAUCUCAUUAGCGUACUCUACGUAGAAUACAGAACCAGAAAAGAAAGAGAAAAAGUUGAUUUCAGGAACCAUGUCAUCCAGUGGUUUGAGGUUCUUGAUGGACUCCUGGGAAAACACUGGAGGAACGUGGGCUUGGCAUUUAACUGCACUUUCCUUCUGUUUGGAUCUGUCAUUCAACUCAUUGCCUGUGCGAGCAACAUCUAUUACAUAAAUGAUAAUCUAGACAAGAGGACUUGGACUUACAUCUUCGGAGCUUGCUGUGCCACGACUGUCUUUAUCCCUUCCUUCCACAACUACAGAAUUUGGUCCUUUUUAGGCCUCAUAAUGACCACCUACACUGCUUGGUACCUCACCAUUGCCUCCCUCCUCCAUGGCCAGGUUGAGGGUGUUAAGCAUUCGGGUCCAACCAAGCUGGUGCUGUACUUCACAGGGUCCACCAACAUUCUCUACACAUUCGGGGGACAUGCUGUUACUGUGGAAAUCAUGCAUGCAAUGUGGAAGCCUCAGAAGUUCAAGGCCAUAUACUUGUUUGCUACACUGUAUGUCCUGACACUGACGCUUCCCUCCGCAUCAGCAGUGUAUUGGGCAUUUGGAGACAGGCUCCUCAAUCACUCCAACGCUUUUGCUCUGCUCCCAAGAUCACCCUUCAGAGAUAUGGCGGUCAUUUUAAUGCUCAUACAUCAGUUUAUAACAUUUGGGUUUGCAUGCACGCCCUUAUACUUUGUAUGGGAGAAGGCCAUAGGUAUGCAUGAGUGCAAGAGUCUAUGCAAGCGUGCAGCAGCCAGAUUGCCUGUUGUCGUCCCCAUAUGGUUCCUGGCCAUUAUCUUCCCAUUCUUUGGCCCCAUCAACUCCGCCGUUGGAUCACUUCUCGUUAGCUUCACAGUCUACAUCAUCCCCGCUAUGGCCCACAUUUUCACCUUCAAAUCAGCCGCUGCCCGAGAGAAUGCAGUGGAGCAGCCACCAAAGUACAUGGGCCGAUGGGUUGGGGCUUACACGAUGAAUGUGUUUGUGGUGGUAUGGGUGCUAGUGGUUGGGUUUGGGUUCGGUGGAUGGGCGAGCGUGACGAACUUCGUACGCCAGAUUGACACUUUUGGGCUAUUCACAAAGUGUUAUCAAUGCCCUCCUCCACCUCUACCACCAACACCUCGCCUUGAUCUCAAUGCCACAGCACCUUCUCCUGUUCACUACCAUCCCCACCCCUAAACUCGCCAUGCCUCAGCCAUUGAUUUGUACCCCGUACCCUGUAGUUUGCUGAUCAGUUUCCUCCAGUUGCUUUCACAAUAUUUCAGCUAGCCUAGUUAUCUCGUUGCAUCUUUGCCCGUUGGAACAACAUGACAACAGAGAAAGGAGAUAAAUGUGGAGUUGAAUUAGACCCAGAAAAUAUGUAUUCGGCCAAUAGCCAUUUCCAUCAAUUAAAGCAUAUACCUUGUUCUACUAUGUGUAUCUUUCUGUCUCUUUUUUAUUUAGUUUAGGGUCUUUGCUAUGCCUUUCACAAAAAGAAGAAUGAGUUGUAUGCAAUAUUGAAGUAUUCGGAAUUUCCUACUUCUAA